Molecule: messenger RNA, 1513 nt
Organism: Durusdinium trenchii
Lineage: Eukaryota; Dinophyceae; Suessiales; Symbiodiniaceae
Source: the annotation of a GenBank genome assembly
UUGUGAAGUCAUGAUCGAAAUUGGAAGCGUGCCAUGGGCGCUUAGAACCAGAGCAUCAUAAUGGAGGCGACGUUGCCCGAAAUAUGUGGCAUAACUGCUUUGCCAGCAGUUGCCAUGGCUUUGGGCUCAAUGGCCGUCUCCGCGGGACAACCGUCUGAAAAGCUUGAGGCGAGGUUGCAGCACCUGUCUGCUGGCUUGCUCCUGGGCGCGGUGACCACCGAAAUCUUCCCGAUCCUGAGGUCCCAGAUGGUUCCUGACAGUUCCAGGGUCGAUUGGAGUCACGUGGUCACAGCGAUGCUGGGCUUUGCUGCAGCGCUUACCGUGAUGUACUCGCUGAAGAGCUUAGGCCUUGAGGACGACGAGGAGAGUGAGGCAGAGCAGUCUUCUGCCGCUGUGCCUGGCAAAGGCACUGCUUCUGUUGUCAGCACCUUGAAGGAGCCCUUGCUUGCUGUGUCUUCCGAUGAGGAGCACCCGCAAAGUCCCACCCAUAGCGGUUGGGUUUUGGCGAAGCAGCCCUCUGAGGAGGAGUACAGCCGAUUAACGUCAGCUGUGUCUCGGUUACAGGCAAAGUGCUCGACGCUACGAUCCUUAGUUGACGCUGAUGAGGUUGACCGAGAGGCUGUCGAUGAGGAGGUUCACGGUCUCGACUUCUUAGUAGACUCUGCCCGACGAGUGUGCCGUGGUGCUGAGCCCAUCGAGCCCCGCAAUGCCAACCGCCUGCGGCACCACGUGUCACAGCUGGUAGCUGGUAUCGAGCGUCUAAAGCAGAUGGAUUUGAAAGAGCCUGCGACAGUUGAUGCCCAGCUGAAGGAGACGGCAGCCUGUGUUCGUCACAUCCACUCCCAUGCCGAACGUGCCACCUUCAGGCGCUGGCGUCCGCCACAGCGGGAGGUGGUGCCACUGCCCACAGUGGAAGAGGGGGAGGCAUCGAGAGAUUCGCUUCCGAGCCCUACGGUGCCAGUGGGCAUGAUUCUGGCAGUGAUUGUCGACAGCAGUGUGGACGGUAUGCUGAUUGGGCUUGCCGGCUCAGUGGCACGAGGCAGCGGCUGCCUGCUUGCCUUGGCCACAGCGAUCGAGAUGGGCUUUUUGGGCUACUCCUUCGCAUGCUCUUUGACCAAGGCUUUGCGACGGCCUUGGGUGGCGGUGGUGAUUCUAGCUAUGCCACCAGUGACCAUGCUCUUUGCCUCGGUGCUGGCAUUUGAGGGAGCGUAUCAGGCCAAGUCCACGCCGGCGUUCUGUGGGCUUAUUGCCUUUGCUUUAGCAGCAGUCCUUUUCCUGGUGCUGGAUGAGCUCCUUCUCGAGGCUCAUGAGAAGGAAGAAAGCGAGGGAUGGACGGUCUCCGUCUGGCUGUACAUUGGUUUAUUGCUCAGCAUCGGGUUCGACGUGCUCUUCUGAGAGUGCGAGGGCGGAUCAAAGAACAUCAACCAGAGACGGUGCAAGGACGCAGGGGAAAGGCCAAUAAUGCCACAAAUUGACAUUGGAUGCCUCCACAAGAUAGUUCACCUGCAUCGGG